Medioppia subpectinata is the source of this 1152-nucleotide messenger RNA. The record is from the annotation of a GenBank genome assembly. NCBI's taxonomy places the organism in Eukaryota, Metazoa, Arthropoda, Arachnida, Sarcoptiformes, Oppiidae.
AUGAAUACAAAAACAAAAUCCGAUGCAUUAUUGUUUACACCAUUGAGCAUACGUGGCGUAACGCUAAAAAACAGAAUAUGCUUGAGUCCUAUGUGUCAGCAAUCAGCCGUGGAUGGUAUGCCACAAGAUUUUCAUCUGGCUCAUUAUGGGCAAUUCGCGUUGGGAGGCGUGGGAAUGGUUAUGGUUGAGGCCACUAACGUAGAAGAGAGGGGUCGCGGCACUCAUCAAUGCACUGGACUCUGGAAUGACCGGCAAACCGAAGCCUGGGAAAGAGUGACCACAUUAAUAAAAUCGUUGGGUUCGGUUCCAGGCAUACAACUAGCACACUGCGGACCAAAGGCCAGCUGUACGCCCAUUUGGGAGGGCUACCAGUCAUUGGCCAACGACAGGGGCGGGUGGCCUACCAUUAGCGCCAGUGCAGUGCCGAUCGACGGGUCCAUUUGGAAAGUGCCACACGAGGCCACCGAACACGAUAUCAGACACAUGACUCUAUCGUGGGUAGAGUCGGCCAAACGUGCCGUUUCUGCUGGAUUUCAGGUUAUAGAAUUGCAUUUCGCACAUGGUUAUUUAGUGGGCAGUUUUCUGUCGCCGCUAACUAACCACCGAUCGGACAGAUAUGGCGGUUGUCUCGAGAAUCGGAUGCGUUUUGGUUUGGAGAUCGCGCGGGGAGUACGCGAUGCUAUACCCGAUUGCAUUGCAUUAGGUGUGAGACUAUCUGUCACUGAAUACCAUAAGGAGGGCUGGAAUUUAGAGCAAAGCAUUGAAUUUGCAAAACAAUUAAAACAAAUUGGCAUCGAUUUCUUGGAUUGCAGUUCAUCGGGGUUUACGCUGAAUGGGGGACAAACCCCGUUAAACACAUGUCGGGAACAAUUGGAUGCGGCGGCAGUUAUACAGCAAACUGUGGGUUUGGCCACAGCAGCUGUCGGUCAAAUCGUAGACCCUUUUGCGGCCGAAAAUAUAUUGCAGAGUAAUGGGGCUUCACUUAUAAUGAUAGGUCGGGCACUUUUAAACAACUCUCACUGGGCUUAUGAAGCUGCCGAUGCUCUAAAUGCUAAGACAUUUAAAUAUCCCAAACAAUAUGAUUGGUGUAUUGGAUGGACUGGUUUAUCAAACUGGAGGACAAGUAUUUACAGGAAAUGUGAUUCAAAAUAA